Cydia strobilella is the source of this 10940-nucleotide messenger RNA. RefSeq lists its product as uncharacterized. Gene Ontology annotation, biological process: protein phosphorylation; actin cytoskeleton organization. The record is from RefSeq and is a predicted model, not a curated record. Gene Ontology annotation, molecular function: protein serine/threonine kinase activity; ATP binding. Gene Ontology annotation, cellular component: cytoplasm; nucleus. Bases 399 to 3122 code for a protein of 907 amino acids. Lineage: Eukaryota; Metazoa; Arthropoda; Insecta; Lepidoptera; Tortricidae. The transcript has 11 exons.
UGAUAUCAGUCAUGUGUAGUUGUAGGUUGUAGUAGGUAUCGUUGCUUGCUUGCUUUCUUUACUUUGCACCGCGCGUCGGCUACCAAUUGGACUUAAAUUGAAAGAAUAUAUAUCGCAUAACAUUAAAGUUAAUAAUAUAAACUUAAUACAUAAUAAUUAAACGUAAACAACAUACAACCGUGCCAAUAAUACGAGGAUGUGUAGAAAUAUGUGAAAGUGACAGUCGCAACAAUCGACUCAGUUUUUUGUGAUUAUAAUGUUAUUUCGCAUAGUUUCAAGUCCACCAGUUUGUAUGUGCUGAAAUGUUACAUUUGGGAGUUCUUUCGUGUGUCGUCGAGGACACCUGAUCCGCGAUGUUCGAGGCGGGAUAGCAAGCGCUUGCACGAUCAACAUUUAUAAUGCAACAAGAUUAUUUAGCGGACGAGUGCAAGAGUAAAAGUCUGCGGCGGAGGCCCACGAAGGUCCUGAAGAUAGCCGAGAGCUUCACGAACUUGGAUGAGACUGCGAAGGCGGGCCGAUUCGUGAGGGGGCCUAACUGGCGAAGGCGUCGUGAGGGACUCGACGGGAGGACCAAGUGUUGUGAUGAUGAUUUCUGUGCUAAGGAGUCGAGUGUGAGUGACGACAGUGAGAAGGUGGGCGACCGGAGGGUCACGGGCUCGUCGUGCACGGCCCUCCGGACUGCGGUGGCUGCCCUGUACCCUUUUGAUGACUUCAUCCUGGAGAAGAUCGGCUCUGGAUUCUUCUCCGAAGUUUUCAAAGUUACCCACAAAACGUCGGGCAAGGUGAUGGUGCUGAAGAUGAACCAGCAGCGAGCCAACCGGCCCAACAUGCUGCGCGAAGUCCAGCUCAUGAACAAACUAAAACAUCCUAACAUACUUGGGUUCAUGGGCGUAUGCGUACAUGAGGGUCAACUCCACGCUCUCACCGAGUACAUGGAAGGCGGGUCACUCGAGCAGGUGAUCCUGGGCAUGCCACCCGAGCCCCUCCCGCAGGCGGCGCGGGUCUCGCUCGCCGCUGACAUGGCCGCCGGGCUCGAGUACCUGCACUCUCUCGGCGUGUUCCACCGUGACCUCACCGCCAAGAAUGUAUUAGUAAGAAAGCAUGGAGAAGGAGACUUCACCGCAGUCGUGGCCGACUUCGGUCUCGCCGCUAAAAUACCUCAUCAAGUCAAUGGCUACCGGCUGCCAAGCGUGGGCUCCCCGUGGUGGAUGUCGCCCGAGUGCCUGCGCGGCCGCUGGUACGACCACCAUUCCGACAUCUUCUCCUACGGCAUCAUACUGUGCCAGCUGAUCGCCAGGGUGGACGCCGAUCCGGACGUGCUCCCGCGCACGGACAAUUUUGGCCUCAACUACAUGGCGUUUUUGGAGCUGUGCGACGAACAGACCGUGCCGGACUUUCUGAGGCUCGCCUUCAACUGUUGCAUCUACGAUCCUAAAGCGCGGCCGCUAUUCCCCGAGAUAGUGAGCAACCUCGCCGAGAUUAAGGAGAGCUUGGACGAUGCGCCGUGGGGUUACGCGCCUAACAUCAGCUAUGAGAGCGAGGAGUCGGACGCGUCGGGUCCACGUUCCUGCCCCGGGCUGUACGCGUGGCGCCCACAACGGCACGUGAGCCACGACCCGUUGCGGCAUACUCCGCUCGAUACCAUCCAGCACCGGCGCUCGCUCUCCUCGCUGGAGUGGGGCCUGUGCCCGCCGCCGCGCUGCUCGCCGCCCCCGCACCGCUCCGCCUCCGCGCUGCCCGCCGCGCGCGCGCCGCCCCCGCACCGCCUCGCGCGCCUGCACCGCCUCGCGCACAUCAUGCUGCUCCGCGACCCGCCCAGGGGACGCGGGGGCACGCCGCUGCAUACCUUCCGCGGCGUUAAUAAGAUUCUUGAGCAUCCGCAUUCCAGGGCGAGCGGUUUCUCUUCGUGCGUCGAACUCCCAUCGCCGCUAGUGCGCGUGUCCGACGAGCCUGAACUAGGCGAGCCGCGGUGCGCGUCCUUGCCGUCGUCGCCCGGCCUGUCGCGGCGCGGCUCGCUGGAGCGGCCCGUGCAGCAACAGCAGCCGCGCCCUACUAACAACACCGAGCUAUCGGAAGGCGCCCUACUCGGCGCGACACGACGGCGCGGCUCGUGCGAGUCGGGCAUCUUCUCCGUCGCCAACGAGGACCUGUGCGCCACGCACGCCGACUGCUUCUACAACGCCAUGUGCCCCUGCUCGCUCAUGGGCUGCCAGCGCUGCUGGUGGUGGCCCCGACACCGCCCCACGCCCGACACCACAGAAGAAGACUCGCUGGACUAUCGCGACCCACCGCUGCGGAUGUGUGAGCAUUGUCUGAUUAUUUACGAUAGAAUGUUCAACGCUAGAACGUACAAGCGCGGCGCUGCCGGCUCGGCCAACUCCAGCCUCUUCGUCCUCGACGAUUCCGCCCUUUCGACUACGACGGUCAGCUCGCUGCGGAGUCUAGAUGACUUAGAAGAAGUCCCCUCCCGCGACGAGCCCCAACCGCGGAGAAUAAUCGAGCAUGACGCUUCACCGUUCUUGUGCGGCAAGCUCGACUCUAACCGACCGGAUUCCGACGCUUCCGAAACGCCGGAGCCUCAAAAGGAAUACCAUAUUCUAGACAGAUGUUGCUGCGUCAACCGCGCGAAAUGCAUAAGCGGAUGCGUUUCCCAUAAACCUUUAGAUGACGAUGAGCUGAGCUAUCUCCUUCAACGCGGUCCGCUUAUCAACCAUCUUCUAAAUUCCUCGUGUAAAAGAACCUCCAGCGUCUACACGGACAGUUCAGAAGAUGUGGCGUCGCUUGCCGGUUCGGACAGCCUCUACUGUGACGAAAGAAUCCCGCGCCACGUCCGCUCCGCGCAGAUAUCCAAAAUAGUGGAGUACUUCGAGCGCAAAGGCGCGGACUUCAAGUGCGAUCGGACGUUCAAAAGUUCGCGUUUCAAAGUGAGCAACUUCAGCAAAAUGGAAAUGUUACAGUUCGCGAAAGGUAAGGAGGGUGAGCGCAGUGAGAAGGAGUACUUCGUGGACGUGAAACAUAGGGGGCUCGAUGACGGCUGCGGGAGGAAGUGCGUCCAACAGAGACUCAUGAUCUGUGAGGGCGCCGUCAAGUCGAAACUUUCCCUCUUCGACAAGAAGUCGUAGCGACGUUGAGCGUUUACUGAUUGUGUCAAAUCGAUACUGAUUCGAUACUUCCAUAGUAGUUACGGAUAAAUAUUUUUACUCUAUAAUAUACACGGCGAUAUUGGAGUGAUUCAAGGCUAGUGCCGACGUUUCCCGUCUACAUAUUCUAUAGAUACGACGUAUCGUGUUGAAAUUUGUUUGGCCGCCGGCCGUACUGUUUCGAUUUUAUUUUGACGACUGAAUUAAAAGUAAGGUUUAGGAGGACGGUUGUAGAUUUAGUUUUAGUGGAAAUAUUAGUUCGGGCGGAGCUUCUCAGUUGAUCCUACGAUGGCCUAUUGUUACGCAAUAGUCUAUAUUAGUCUAAAUAUAUAUGGCAGUAUAUAAUCAUUGUUUUCUAAACGAAGCGCAUUCUUUAUAGUUAUACCGUUUAUAUAGUGUGGAAAAAAUGUCUGGGCCCUGGACCAAGAAACAAUGGUCUUACACUCGUCUGUCGUACAAAAUAUCCAUAAAAUCGAAUAUUUACUCAAGAAUAUUUUUAGACAACCGAAAUUGUAAAAUAAAUGAAAAUCUUUGAAUGCAGUUUCUUUUUAAAAAUAAAAAAAUGUUUCAUUUAAGUUAAACGAGCUAACUUAAGGUUUUAAGGCACUUUCCUUCCAGGGCCCAUUAUUUUUUUCCACCCUGUAUAAAUUCGAGUUCUGUAAAUACGUUUAGGUUUAAUAUGUUUCAUUUAAACUUAUUUAUACACAGUAUUAUAUUAGUACUUGCCAGUUCAGAUAAUUAUAGUGUACAUAAAAACCGUAACUUAAGAUUUAGCAACUGUCAUAAUAAUAUUUUUUUACUUUUAAAGUGGCAGCAGUUUAAUAGAUAAUUUAGUAAUUAAACAUUUUUAGAUUUUAAUAUACAUCCUUAAUCCUUAUUAAAUUUAAUCGACAAAGUCAUAGAUUGAGUUAUUUAAAAUUAUAGUUUUUUUAUUAUUAUUUUAAAGUCGGUCGGCUAAGAACCGUUUCUGUCUCUUUCACUUGCGUCUGGUGUGAGUAAGACUUAUUCAGACUUAUUGAUACAAAUUUGACAUGUUUUAGUCUGUCAAAUAGAUGACAAGACUUAUUUGUCAAACUUUCAUAUAAUACGGUCAUCAUUCGCAACAUCUUAUACCUAUGUGUAGAUUAUAAGAUGUUGUAUAAGUGACAUAUGUAAGUAAUAAGGGAAAGGGAUAUACUAAUAAAACAUUUCAUGUAUAGAUAAGUCAAAAUAAGAUUUAAGAUCACAAAGAAAAAAAGAAGAAAAUAAGUUGUUUUCAUGAGUUUCUAAUCUUUACUUAGUUUAUUUCACUAAAACAACAAUUUGAGAAAAACAACCCAAUACUUAUUUGGAGUAUACACAUACAUACAUACAUACGUACAUAUAGCUAUAUUUCAGCAUUUUCGCUCGUAAAAAUAACAUACUUUUGACGUGAUAACGUCUUAAGGGGCCCACUAACUAUCAGUCCGCCGGACGAUAUCGGCCUGUCAGUUAUUCGGAACUGUCAAAUUUUUAUUCUAACUGACAGGCCGAUAGACUUCCGGUUCGAGCGCCAUCUUGAUAGUUAGCAUCGUGAUUAAUUAUUUUGUUUUUUGCUCAUUAAUAUUGUUUAAAGUGUAAUAUCGAUAGCUUAUUAUACAGUAAACUAAUGUGGUAGUGUGCAGUGAAUGGAGAAUUAAUUUUGAAGCGCGUUUAACCACCAUCUUGGAGUCAACGGCCGGUAGUCCACGUGCUUCUUGUAAAGUCUAGCUAUCGAUUUACAAGAGCUAACAAAUCACCGUACACUGUCUUGUACAACCGUACAAUUUUUGUCGUUUUUAAACCUCUUAAUACCUUGAUACUGGCGAAAUAGUCCCACUGGGCUGAAGCCAUAAUUUUAAAAGAAGAAGAAGACAGGCCGAUAUCGUCCGGCGGCCUGAUAGUCAGUGGGCCCCUUUAUAAAACGAUGAACACCUAACCGGUGGCAUGCACGAAAGUGUCACGUUGUGGGCAGAUCUCCAUGGUAACGUAUCGAAAAAGUUGUAUUUUUCAAUUAACUCCUUUGUAUUAUACAAAAUAAUGAUAAUUCAGUGAUAAUAAUUCAAUUCAAUUCAUAAAUAAAAGUAUGCAAUUUUUCAUCAAUGUUUUCUUAUGACGUUAUCAUUAUCACGCAAAAUUAUCGUCCGUAAACGGACUUUACAGACAUAUUUUUUUUUAUUAUUCUGCGAGUUACACCAGGCGUAGGAGACAAUAUUUCGUAUACUUAUCCUAAAUUAACUUUAAAUCUUAUCUAUAUCUAUACAGGCACGUAACUAGUCUUCACAUACGUGUCAAAUGUCCCUCGAACUACUAACGAACAAACAUAUUGAAAUAUUAAUUAUAUACCUAUCUAUCUUUAUCUUUGCACUAAGCAGCUGCUAUGAUGGAGUGAGUCAAUAUCUUUAUCAGAAACUCUGUUAAAACAAAAUAUUUCCAUAAUAUCAACGUUUGAAAAAUCUAUUUUAUUUUGACUUGAUAUUCCUCAUUAGAAUCAUUUUGUAUAUGACAAUAUGUCCAACGGAGAGACAACUGUUACUGUGUUCAUAAAACUUUACAGGCCUGAUUUAGUUAAAUUAUGUUUUAUACCUUUCUUACAAAUACAUAAGUCAAAAUGACAGAUAAAGACAAACGAUUCAUAGCUAAUUCAGGCCAGUGACGCGUUUAUGAAUAACGACAGUCUUUAUACAAUGUUGAGUUUUCCCAAAAAACGGAUCACUAGAUCGUGGUCUCCGUCCCAUACAUGUUACACUUGUAUUGUACAAUACAAUAUUUAGUGAAAUGAACAAUCGUCAAAUAUUUUUACGCCGAUUUCAUGGCAUUUUGACUGCAACUCCAGCGGCAGAAACUCCAUUAUUAUAUAAUGAAUGUACAAAAUUGUGUCAAAACAGAUGAAAAUAUUGAAAGGCGCGUUUCAGCAAAAACAGCCAAAUAUAGUUCAGUUUAUUAUUAAACUAAAAGUACUUUAAUCGAGUAUACAAAUAAACUUGAAAAUUAUGGUCCUAAAAAAGAUGUACCCUUUUUUUCGGGAGCACGGGUACAAUGUCGCUUCCGAAAUGCGGAACGUGCAAUAAAUAAAGCCAAAAAUAAUGAAACUUGUUGCUAAGAUUCUAAUUAGUAUCUUGGCAAAAGUUUCAUUAUUUUUGGCUUUUUCAAGAGAAGUUUUUGAAUAACACAGUACAGCCCGACCAAGCGAACUCUGCAGACUGCAAUGACAUAGUGUGGAAGUGUAACGUCAAAUUUCUAUGAAAAUCUGAUAUUUGUUGUAGUGAAAAAGUGUGCAGCUUUUUCACGUCAAAAUCAGCAGCAGAGUUAGCUUGAAAAUACUAGGAUGAUUUCCAAAAUGAUUUCGUCUAAUGCUUGAUUCCAAUUGUCUUGAAAUGCGCCUAAAAUGGAUUAUUUUAAUGAAAAACAAACUCAGAAUACACAGAAAUACACAAACAAUAAGAGUUCACAUAUAGCCAGUUUGUCUCUCGUUAAAAUAAUCCAUUUAUAAAUAAAAAAUAUUUUUGUAAAUACAGUAUUACAUAUUUAUUUAAUCAUCAACAUCAUAUACUUUUAAAUCAUGGUAUAUAUGUCAGGGUAUACUAAAUCAUUGUAAAUAUGAAGAGAUUCCAUUUUGAAGGUGUAAAGAGAAAUUAGUUUAUAACGGGCUCGUUUGAUAUGACGAUAUUUCAGUGCCAAAAAUAAUUUGUAUUAUUCUUUGAUUGAAUAUGUUAAAAAUUGCACACUUUGUUGAAACAUUUCCUUGUGUUGAAACCACGCCAAAUCUUAUCAAAUAAUUCAAUAAAAAUACCGAAAGGUUAAAAAAAUGUACUCAUGUCUGAACCAGAUAUUCCAGGUAAAUAUAAUUGCAAACUUAUUUUUUGAAGUUGAAUGGAAACACUAAAUAAGUAAGAUUUUACCUGCAAUAAGAAAUACGUCAUGAUAAUUCAGAGAGACAGUUUAAACUUACUAUAAUACGAAAAUAACAAUUUAGUAAUUUUUUUUGUAAAUUAUUUUCGUGUCAUAUUGACUAUUCGUCUUAAUAAAAUGAAAGCAUCAUUUCAUCAGACAUACUUGGUGUGGUUUCAUAAAUAGUAAUGAAUAAAUCGAAAGCAAUUAAUUGUCCGUCCAAUCGUUCCCAGUGCAACUAUGAAGCACUUCGUAUUAAACCAUACGGCAAACGGACAUUCUCCCCCUAUCAAUAUGAAAAUCUUUAACUAGAACUGAGAAAGACGAUCUGGACAUGAUCUACAAACUUUAAUAUUUUAACUUUACUUUUUUGGUAAUUGAUUGUAAUAGAAAAGUGGAAGAAAAAACGUGAUUAUGUAAUUUAAAAAAACUAACUGCAGGGUCCCCAAGGGCUACAAGAGCCCCCUGUUUACUGGCGCGAAAUAUAAAUGUCAAGCUGUCAAGUUUCUAAUUUACGCCACAAGAUGGCAAAACCUACCACGCGCAAGGUAGGGCGUGAACUGCAGGGGGGCAGCACCUGCUUUAACGUGAAGUGUCGAAGUCAAGUUUAUGUUACCGAUUUAGGCCACAAGAUGGUAGAUCCUUCAACGCGCACGGUUCCUAUGUUUUGUGGUCAAUGAAUUGUCAAACGUCAAUUUUUGACAACCAGAAUAGUGUACAGCCGUACAGCGCCGUCUCGAGUAGCUGUCCAAAUUCCAAGCACAAAUUCAUCUUAGACUACUCGUCUAGUACAAUUAAUAAAUCAAUCUUUGCUUACACUGAUAUUACAGGUCCAGAUCUGCUUGUGUGUGAAUAUUCACAUAGUAAUGUUAAUAAUUGUUCCUAAGCCUACCGCUGCCGUAUGUGUACGUACCUAGUACUUUAUUUGAUACAACUGUGUAGUUAGCAGGACGCAAGACUGAAAGUAGUUGAAGGUUUUCUUUCAUACGUACAUUUAUCUCCAUUCUCAUAAAGUAAAUAUGUAGAAACAUCUUUAAUAGUUAAACUUUUAGAGAUAUGUAUUAAGUCUUAAUUUGUCAGUUCAUUGGACGGUCCCAAAGGCUUCUGUUUAUUGUAAAAUGACCUCUAUCAGUGCGUAAAAGAAUCCAAAUUGGCAGGGCUCAUUUGAACAUUGACCUUAAUAGGUUUAAGACUACUUAAAUAAUAAAAAAGUACCCUAUAAUGUUAUUGGGAUGAUUCAAUUUGCAUAGUCAAUAUUGAUAGAUAAUAUUAUUUGCAAUAAAACUGAUUUAGUGUAAAUAUAGUCCAGUUAUUUUUGUUUAACAAUAAUAACCAGUUUUUAUACUGGUUAUUGUACUUUCCGAGACGUUAUUGAUACAUUUUCAACAACUUAUACAGCAAAAUUAAAUUAAACAUCCGCCAUUUUGUAAAAGUGCCAUCACGAAAUGGCCGCAAUGAGAAUGUAUCGAAAACGCUCGUAUUCUCGUCAAGUGUUAUAAAAUAAUUGUAAAACUAACUACGAUAUUCGUCAAAUGUACCUGUUACGACUACACUAUGUUUUACGUGCAAUAGAGAGGUAUAUUUAGAGAAACACCUUAGUAACUGUGAAAAAUUUUCCUUGGCAUUUUUUGGAGUAAGUUUGCACUAAAGUAUUUUUCUUGAUUAUGGUCUAAAAUCUAAUCGUUUUCAUGUAAUUAUGUUUACAUUCUCGUCGAUAUCCUUAAAAUUGCAGGGUUAUUGAGCAAUUAUCGACCUCAAAUCUGUGUCUUGACUUGACACCAGUUCCUUCUCGGACCCUUGCCAAGGAAUGUUUCAACGCAAACUUGCCAUUUCUAGAGCAGUGUUACACCAUUUGAGCAUAUCAGUUUCAGGAUACGUAGUUAAGAAAUAGUUGUUUUUGGUAAAGGUGUUAAUUAUCGUCAGAAAUGGUUUAUUUUGAAGUUGAUUCAAGUCUGAAUGAGUCAUAAUGAACCAUGUUUGAUAAUUUAUUGAUACAAAUAGAAUAACCUGUUUGGGACACGCGCGUGUAAGGUAUAUUACUCUAUAGUUGGCACUUUAACAAUGGUUGGCAUCUUCAACCUUAGUUUAAAGCCGCAGUGGCGACUUUCCUACAAAUCAGGUGCCAAUUACUGGUACUUUUCAGUGCCAAUCAUUGGAUAGUUUACCCUAUAUAAUGUUUCUGAAAUACUUAUACACUGCAGUAAUAUAUACAUCAACGUUAAUAUAAACUCAGAAUAGUCAUGUUAAUGUUUUAUCAAUGACUAUACACGAGCAAAGCUUAACGCAGAUGGCGCUACAAUCUAAAAAAAAAUUGGAUAUGUCAAAUCCAAAGAAACAUAAACAACAGACUUUUGAGUUUCUCAAAGUGAGUUAUUUUGACUAGAAAUCAUUAGAUAUCAAGAUAUCAAAUAUUAAGGGGAUUUGAAACGUAAUGUUGUCAGUAAAAUAAAGCCGUUUGAAUAUUUCUGCAGAACUAUAGAUGACAAAUUCGACAGUAUUAAUUAAGAAUUCGUUAACCUAUUGCAAAGUUUGAGGUCCACAAAUGGUCACAUUGGACACAACACUUUGAUCACAAAAGACGUCAACUGACGCGCGCGGCUAUAGCUCAAUAUCUACCUUUGUGCACUCCGACAAGUUACAAUCAGACGGUCAGGCGAUAUCAUAAAAGUGAUGACCAAUAGCAUGGCACUUAAAAAGUGGGUGUUGAAAAAAAAAGGUUAGCUCAGGUAGUUUAUUGCCGUCCAUUGUCCGUGUGACGGCCGGCAUUUGCAAACCAAGAUAAGGAAUCCAAAAUGCAUCCUAAUAUACAAUAGGUACAUGAUGACGCGGGCGAUAGGCGUGGCAUUCAAAGCGUUGUUUUUUUUUUAUUACGAGUUUCUCAUACUAAUGUUGCAUUAAUUGUUAUUUGCAUAAGACGUAAAGGCGCCAGACUAAUUAAAUGCAAAUUCACUAUUGUUUUAAAAAUGCUCGCUGUUACUCAGUAAACCUAUUUAGUUAUCUUUGCCUGACGCAAUCGUAAUACCAAUUUUAAAAUUGCGAUUAAUUUUUAUCAACUGUUUUCAACGUUAAAGCGCAACUUCAAUAACUUUUUAACACUGUUUGAAAAUAGCAGGAUCUUUGGUUCCAUCGUGUUCUCGCGAGACCAUUUUGAAGGUUUUUUUUAGUCUAUACUGCACUGCACUACUGAGUUUUGAACCCACGAUUUUAGUAAUUAAUACGCCAACCAAUGGAUAAAUUAUAAUCCGACCACAGGUUUUGAGAAAGCUGACGUGGAUUUUAUAAGUGAAUGUACAGUAGCCAUCAGAUAUAUCGGAGCGGCCAAGGUGGUCACAAAUAUCUCAACACACCUCUAUUAAAUCACAUUUACAAUCGGGUCUAUCGCGAAUUUAUUUUGUACACCUCUAUUGUCACGGCGUUAGAGUGCGUGUUCAGAUAUUGUUGAGCACCUCGGCUGCUCCGAUAUAUCUGAUGGCGACUAUUCUGUACUGUCAACAUACGCUUAUAAAAUCCACGUCAGCUUUCUCAAAAUCUAGUUGGAGUACAAAUUAUAUACUAUUAGAGGAGAAAUCACCAUACAUCAUUAAAUAAAGGAUUUAAUACAUAAAACCACGGAAAACAGGCAUAGCUUAGGUAUAUCACACUCCGACGCCGUUAUGGCCGGCGAUCCCCGUCUUACAGUGCGGGACGCUCCACACGUAGUGUGUCCAUCGACACCAAUCGUAGGGCUGCACCCGAGCAAGCCACAUAAUCGGUUAUCAAUACCUACACGUGCGUGUCCCUUAGUAAGUUAAUAUUGUUUUAAGGCACUAACGUCUGUUAUACGGUUGUGUCCAGCCCGACUAAUUAGUGUAAGAGCCGAGGAGGCGCAAGCAUAAUUUGUAACGAAGGUGUAUUAAAUAUAUUUUGUUUCAA